Messenger RNA from Ostreococcus lucimarinus CCE9901, 2874 nucleotides. RefSeq lists its product with no specific name. Gene Ontology annotation, cellular component: membrane; endosome. The transcript has 2 exons. Gene Ontology annotation, molecular function: ubiquitin binding; clathrin binding; phosphatidylinositol binding. Bases 1200 to 2819 code for a protein of 539 amino acids. Lineage: Eukaryota; Viridiplantae; Chlorophyta; Mamiellophyceae; Mamiellales; Bathycoccaceae. Gene Ontology annotation, biological process: signal transduction. The record is from RefSeq and is a predicted model, not a curated record.
UCGACGACGAGACGGCCAAGUUUCACGAUUACACCGUUCGGUCGGCGGGAAUGAUCUUCACGCCGGACGCGCAUCAACUCACGACACCGCGCUCUCGGUUGAUCCAUGGUAGACGGACGAACGUGCGCAACGUCGAGCUCGGUAAGAAGUAUCCCGCGCGCGACGCUUUUCGCUUCUCUUCGUCGUCCCCGGACGAAGCCGUCGCGAUCCUCGCCGAAGUCAUGCGCGCCGCGACGCCGCAAGUCAUGACCAAGGCGCAAACCUAAACGCUAAAAUGUAGUCACUAAAAGAGAAACAUACGCGUUCGAGCGACUCAUGCGUCGUAAACCACGAUGGCGCGCGCCGCGCCGCCGCCGCGUUCGCGCACGAUGGUCGUCGUCGCGGGCGCGUCGACGCCGCUCCAUCGAGCGAGCGUCGACUCGUCGAUGGCGUGUUGCUUGUGCGAGCACGUCGAUCCGCACUCCGGCCAUCUGUACGGCACCGACACGACGGACACACGGCACAGCUCGAACAUGCGACGCACGAAAUCGCUCGCGGCGUCGAAAUCCAAGUGUUCCAAGACUUGCAUGCAGAGACACAAAUCGUACGACGGCGCGAGGCUCGCGUUGGCGAAAUCCCCCACGACGUACCGCACGUCGUCCGUCGCGUCGAUCGAGUCGUCGCCCGCCGUCGUCUUGUACCCGGCGUAAUACGGUGCGACGCACGUCUUAUCGCGAAUCCAAGAGAGGUGUCGCGCGAACGCCGGUUUCACGCACCCGAUUUCGAGCGCGCUCUGCGCGCGCGGCGACGACGACAACGCGGCCCCGAGCGCGGCGUCGUAAUAUCGCAGUCCCUCGCGCGCCGUUCCCACCGGCCCGAGCGCGCCGAACGCGAACGGCACCCGCGCGCGCUCGACGACGUCCACCGUUUCGCGCCUCGAACACCGGACGAACGCCGCCGCCGCGACGCACGCCGCCACCGCCGCCGCCGCCGCGCGCCGCAUCGCCGCCGCGCGCGCGCCCGCGCGACGGAAUAUUUUCUCCAGCGCGCGCGCCUCGCGUUUCGUCCUCUCGCGCCCGCGCGCGCGCGGGACCGCGCCUCGAAACGUGAAAAAUGUGAAACGUCACAGUGCCCAGCGGUCGCCGAGGCGUCGGUCACACGAUCGCGCGUCGACCGUGGAUUCGCGUCGGUCCUCGCCGCGCGCGCGUCGACGCUCGAGGAUGCUCAAGACGAUGUUCCUGAACGAUAAGAGCGACCGCUUGGCGUACAAAAUCGUCGAUCACGCGUGCAAAUCGGGCGCGAGACGAACGGUCGAUGACGCGCUGGAGAUUAAUCUGCGGCUGUGCGACUGCGUGAACGAUGAUUUCGUCGCGCACGGGAAGGAUUGCGUCAAGGCGCUGCGGGCAAAGCUGACGGCGCCGACGAAGGGACGGGCGGUGAUGGACGCGGACGCGACGCUCAAGGCGCUGUUCGCGCUGGAGAUGUGCAUGAAGAACUGCGGAGGACGGUUUCACGCGAUGGCGGUGGCGAAGGAGGUGCCGGAGACGAUGGUGCGGUUGUGCGAGAGAGCGCCGAAUUUGGAGGUUCGCGACAAGACCUUGGCGUUGGUUCACGAGUGGGCGGUAAAUUUGAGGCGAGAGCCCGCGUUCGCGGGGGCGUUUCAUCAGUUGCGCGCGCGUGGGUUUCAGUUUCCCGAGGUUGAGCGACGGUCGGUGGCGCGGGGGGCGACGUCGUCGGCGGCUCGCGAGGACUGGAACGGCGGCGGCGACUGGUCGAAGAGAGAAGAUAUCUCCGAGGAGGAUCGAGCCGCGAUCGCGCGCGCGCUCGAGGAAGACGAAGAAGAAGCAAUGACACCGGUGCAGCGUCAAAGACACGGGAUUUACCCUGGGAACAUCGCCAUGGGUACGCCCGUGCGAGCGCCGCAUCUGAGCUCGCCGCACGCCUCGGGACGACUCGCGGACCGCGCUGAGAGCGAAUUACAGAGAGCGCUUCGCGAAAGCGAGCGCACAGCCGCUGCCGAGGCAUCUCGCGCCACGACAUCCGUGUCGACGACGUACAAUUCGCAAGACGUAGAAAAAUUGAAGGGCGACAUCGCCGUCGCGACGAAUUCGCUCAAGGUGUUCACGCAAGUCCUCGACGGCUGCGUCGCCCUUCGCCCGCCGUCUCCGUCUAGUUUAGCGAACGAGCUCUCGGAGCAGUGCCGCGCGAUGCAGCCACGUCUGAUCGAGCUUAUCUCGAACGCCGAAGACGAGGGCUUGCUCGCGAGCGCCAUACAUUUGAACGACGAGUUGACCAAGGAGAUGGAACGAUACGAUUUGCUCGUGAAAGCCGCGGCGGGCGACGUCGCAUCGCGGGCUCGACUCGCCGCGCCAGUGGCCGCGACGCGAACGCACACGGCGGAAAGUUUACUGAGCGAACUCGACGACGUCAUGCGAGCGUCCACCGCCGCCACGACGACGAGCCAAAGCUCCGCGAACCCUUUCGGCGACGUCUUGCCGACGGCUUCCAUCGCCGGACCGUCGUCGUCGUCGUCCAAUCCAUUUGCCGCCGGUCCCACCCCGCCGCGUCCGAUCGUUCACUUCCCGUCGACGACGUCACCGUCGCCGCCUCCGAUGCAGACCAACCCGAUGUUCGCCGACGAGCGGUAUCGACCGGCCAGACCGCUCCCGGAGGGCAUGCGACCGAUGAAUCCCGCCGCGUUCGCGCGCGACUCCGUCUCGCCGCCGACGCCCUCUCGCGCCGCGCCCUCGCGAUCGCCCGCGAGCGAUCCUUUCGCAGAUUUGAGCCAAGCCGCCGCCUCGCGCGUGCGCUCGCCGUCGCGCAACCUUCCGCACGUUUAGCCCGUUCGCCGCCGACGCCUCGGCGCGUUUGAAAAAACUGUUGCAAAUCCAUCGA